AUGUUUCAAUACGUGAUUGGGCUCCUGGCUAUUAUUCUAGUGUUCUCAAACCCCAUCAGUGACUUCUUGUAUCCAGACCGGGUCACCCACAUCAACGAUGUAUCACCGCGCCCUAGGUUGAAUGAGUCGCUCCUAGCUAUUGAUCCGCCCAAUGCGACGGCGCCUGAAUGUGCUCCAGAUGGUUACGUUGCUAGAAUCGUGAGCAGAGAGCCUCUGGUGAUUUAUCUUGAGGAUUUCUUGAAUGGGGAAGAGAGGAAGCAUUUGCUUGAUAUAAGCGAACCGAUCUUUGUACCUUCAACCAUAACCAACAAUGGCGAGGCCACCCAUCGCGACUCUUCAGUCCGCGACUCUCGCGUUGCGGUCAUUCCCAGAACUGACCCUGUCCGCUGCAUUGAGUCGCGUGCCCGCGCUCUUCAAGGCUGGCGUCCCGAUCUCUGGAUCGAGCGCCUGAGGACUCAACGGUACGAUCCCGGUGGUCACUACAACCAUCACUUCGACUGGAGCUCUAGCACGCGCGGAUGGGGCCGUGUGAGCAGUCUCAUGGUAUGGGUCGAGGGUUCUGAUAGCCUUGAAGGCGGCGGCACCGAGUUUCCCCUUAUCAAGAGGCCAGCGGAGACGGAAUGGUGUCGGUUCAUCGAGUGUCCUGACGAUGCGGAGGAACAUAGAGGCAUGGGUGUGACAUUCAAGGUUGUGCCGGGGAAUGCAGUCUACUGGGAGAACUUUGCGGCGGAUGGUAGGGGGUACGAAGAGACAUGGCAUGCUGGGCUGCCCGUUCAGCAGGGAACCAAGACAGGGUUGAACAUCUGGAGUUUUGGACGAAUCUAA
Messenger RNA from Fusarium mangiferae, 825 nucleotides. Its product is annotated as related to oxidoreductase, 2OG-Fe(II) oxygenase family. Lineage: Eukaryota; Fungi; Ascomycota; Sordariomycetes; Hypocreales; Nectriaceae. Bases 1 to 825 code for a protein of 274 amino acids. Gene Ontology annotation, molecular function: iron ion binding; procollagen-proline 4-dioxygenase activity; L-ascorbic acid binding. The record is from RefSeq and is a predicted model, not a curated record. Gene Ontology annotation, biological process: peptidyl-proline hydroxylation to 4-hydroxy-L-proline. The transcript is spliced from 2 exons. Gene Ontology annotation, cellular component: endoplasmic reticulum.